AUGGCAACCACUAUCUCCUACGAUAGUAUAAAUUCUGGAUUCCAGGCAGGAGUGAUACACGGCAAUGUCGAGAAUAUCACUGUUGUACAAUCGGAAACGCUAAACCGAGCUUGCCUUCGGGAUCUGCGUACGACCAAUCCUCUCGAUGAUAAAGAACGGAUAAAAAACACUAAAGGUGGACUGCUUAAAGACUCGUAUGGCUGGAUUCUUGACAACGAGGACUUUAAAAGAUGGGAAGACAACCAGAGCAAUCGUCUCCUCUGGAUCAAAGGUGAUCCCGGCAAAGGCAAGACCAUGCUACUUUGUGGUAUCAUCGAAGAGUUGACACGACUAUAUGGGGACAAUGCGAACAUCUCGUUUUUUUUCUGUCAGGCUACUGACAUGCGAAUCAACAGCGCCACAUCCGUCUUACGGGGGUUAAUAUAUCUACUUGUCGAAAAGCAUCCAUUCCUCCUUCCUCAUGUGCGAGCUCGGUACGACCAUGCUGGAAAGGCUUUAUUUGAGGAUGUUAAUGCAUGGAAUGCACUUUCGACGAUCUUCAAAGAUAUUCUGAAAGACCCGGCUUUACAGAUGACGUAUUUGGUAAUUGAUGCUCUAGACGAGUGCACAAGUGGGCUCUAUUCCCUUCUUGACUUGAUUAUCCAAGAAUCAUCAGUCAAUCUACCGAUAAAGUGGGUCUUGUCUAGCCGUAACUGGCCUGACAUCACCGAGCGACUUAACACUGCAACCCAGCUAUCUCCGGUCUCAUUAGAGCUGAACGAAGCGUCUGUAUCUGACGCAGUGAAUCAUUUUAUUCAACAUAAAGUUCGUGGAUUAGCGAAAACCAAAAGUUAUACCGAUAAAACUCGGAAUGCUGUUCAAAGCUACUUGUUGUCAAACUCGCAAGGCACCUUCCUAUGGGUGGCCUUGGUGUGUCAGAAUCUUAAAAAGAUACGAACAAGCGUGCUUAAGAAGUUAGAGUUAUUUCCUCCUGGGUUAGAUGCUCUAUAUGGUCGAAUGAUUGACCAGGUUUGCGAAUCGCAAGAUGCCGAGAUCUGUAAGAAAAUACUAGCAAUCAUGUCAACAGUUUUUCGGCCUAUCACGCUAAACGAACUUGCUUCACUUAUUGAACCUCCUGAUGAUGACUCCGAUGACUUUUCUUUGCUUAAGGAAAUUAUUGCACUUUGUGGUUCAUUCCUGACGUUACGACAAGAUACUAUUACUUUCGUUCAUCAGUCCGCAAAGGAUUUUCUUCUCCGGGAAGCUGUAAAUGAGAUACUUCCUAGAGGUAUAGGAGCUGAGCACCGCAUGAUUUUCUCACGAUCUCUCAACGUGAUGUUCAAAACACUUCGGCGUGAUAUCUUUGAUAUCAAGUUACCUGGAUUUCCGAUUAAGGAUGUCAAAAAACCCAACCCAAAUCCACUAGCAGCGGCUGAGUACGCAUGCGUUCAUUGGGUGGACCAUCUACAAGGUAGCGAGUGCAAUGAAACCUAUAAGCUGAGCCUUAUUGAGAUGGAAUGCAUGGGUCUGUUUCUACAGCAGAAAUUUCUUUACUGGCUCGAAGCUCUUAGCAUUUUGGGAAGUGUUACAAACGGUAUCCAAGCGAUGCAAAAUUUUGAGACCCUACUUCAGGUAGAAGAAACUUGGAGUCUUUGUUUACACACUCUGGAGGUGCAUAAUUCUCUGUUUAAUUCGAUUGCCUGGUCUUCAGAUGGAAGCCGACUCGCAUCAGCGUCCGUUGAUGCGACAGUCAGGAUCUGGGAUCCAACUACUGGCCAGAACUUGUCAACUCUCAAGGGGCAUAGUGAUAGGGUCACCUCGGUUGCCUGGUCGCCAGAUGGAAGCCGACUCGCAUCAGCGUCCUGGGAUUACACAGUCAGGAUCUGGGAUCCGGCCACUGGCCAGACCGUUUUCACUCUCGAGGGGCAUAGUGGUUGGGUCAGAUCGGUUGUCUGGUCGCCAGAUGGAAGCCGACUCGCAUCAGCGUCCAGUGAUAAGACAGUCAGGAUCUGGGAUCCUACUACUGGCCAUGGCUUAUCUACUCUUGAGAGGCAUAGUGAUAGGGUCACCUCGGCUGCCUGGUCGUCAGAUGGAAGCCGACUCGCAUCAGCGUCCUGGGAUUACACAGUCAAGAUCUGGGAUCCAGCUACCGGCCAGACCGUGUCCACUAUUGAGGGGCAUAGUGUUGGGAUCAACUCAAUUGCCUGGUCGCCAGAUGGAAGCCGACUCGCAUCAGCGUCCAAUGAUGGGACAGUCAGGAUCUGGGAUCCGGCCACUGGCCAGACCGUUUCCACUCUCGAGGGGCAUAGUGAUGGGGUCAGAUCGGUUGCCUGGUCGCCAGAUGGAAGCCGACUCGCAUCAGCGUCCGUUGAUGCGACAGUCAGGAUCUGGGAUCCAGCUACCGGCCAGAGCGUAUCCAACCUCAAAGGGCAUAAUACUGAAAUCAUCUCAGUUGCCUGGUCACCAGAUGGAAGCCGACUCGCAUCAGCGUCCUGGGAUUACACAGUCAGGAUCUGGGAUCUAAAUACCAGCCAGGGCUUAUACACUCCCAAAUGGCAUGGUGGUAGGGUCGCCUCGAUUACCUGGUCGCCAGAUGGAAGCCGACUCGCAUCAGCGUCCAGUGAUGCGACAGUCAGGAUCUGGGAUCCAGCUACCGGCCAGACCGUUUCCACUCUCGAGGGGCAUAGUGAUUCGGUCAGCUCGGUUGCCUGGUCGCCAGAUGGAAGCCGACUCGCAUCAGCGUCCGUUGAUGCGACAGUCAGGAUCUGGGAUCUAACUACUGGCCAAAGCUUAUCCACUCUUGAGGGGCAUAGUGAUUGGGUCAGAUCGGUUGCCUGGUCGCCAGAUGGAAGCCGACUCGCAUCAGCGUCCAGUGAUGCGACAGUCAGGAUCUGGGAUCCAGCUACCGGCCAGACCGUUUCCACUCUCGAGGGGCAUAGUGAUUCGGUCAGCUCGGUUGCCUGGUCGCCAGAUGGAAGCCGACUCGCAUCAGCGUCCGAUGAUGAGACAGUCAGGAUCUGGGAUCUAAUUACCAGCCAUAGCUUAUCCACUCUUGAGGGGCAUAGUGAUAGGGUCACCUCGGUUGUCUGGUCGCCAGAUGGAAGCCGACUCGCAUCAGCGUCCAGUGAUAAGACAGUCAGGAUCUGGGAUCCUACUACUGGCCAGAGCGUGUCAACUCUCAGUGUCACUUUCCGUUAUCUUCUCCAGUUCGAUAAAUCAAAUUUCAACCACUUGCACACGAAUAUGGGGACGUUUGAUAUAGCUUCUGUCACACUUCGGAGUCAACCUCUUAUGGCUGCCUGCUGA
This is a messenger RNA of Penicillium taxi, 3285 nucleotides long. RefSeq lists its product as uncharacterized. The record is from RefSeq and is a predicted model, not a curated record. Gene Ontology annotation, molecular function: protein binding. The coding region runs from base 1 to 3285 and encodes 1094 amino acids. The transcript has 4 exons. NCBI's taxonomy places the organism in Eukaryota, Fungi, Ascomycota, Eurotiomycetes, Eurotiales, Aspergillaceae.